AUGAAACCCUGUUGGGGUAUUAUACGGACCAUUAAAGGUACCAUCGCAUGGGUCUCCUUCCUUGGAAUAGCUGGCAUUCUCCUACAAUUGCUGCGCAGCUUUAAGAGUUUCAAUGACAACUGUAAAGAUGGGGAAUCUGCAUGUACAAAAAAGUUUUGGUUAAUUGCUGGAUCUUCACUAGGUGGUGCGCUGUUUCUGGUCAUUGCUUUCGCCAUAAUACGACAUUUCUUGGUACGUAAGUAAUAUUAGCCCUUUCAUUCAGAGCAAAUUCAGUUCUUUUUUAAAAUGAAAAGAAAUCAUUCCACAGUGCAAAACUGAUCCGUUAAAGAGGUUUUAUUUUUAUGGAAACAUCAUAGGAUUUGUUCCAAAGUUUCAAACGUUAGAAUAACUCAGUUUAAGUCAUAAACACUUGUAAUUGGGCAUUCAGGUAGAACCAACGGUCAAAGGCAUGAAACUUAAUAUGUGGUGAGAGACAAUUCCGUUUUUUUAAGAGACUUUUUUGAUAUAUAAAUGGCGUUGUGAUACACCAAGUCUGUUGACUCAGUACUCUUACAUGUAAGUAAUGAGAGUACCAAAACAACUGAAACACACAAAUUUUUGUGUUUGUUUUCUUGAAUAAUCUGCAAUACAGGCUCAUUGUCAAGCAUUGAUUGGGGAUACUAACAGAUCCCUUUUUAAUAACUGCUUUUUUUCAUCUGCUAUUUACACCACUGCAUCCGGUCUUCAGUAACUUUUUGUAAUAAAAAAAACCUCUUGUCCGGGUUUUUCACGAUAAGAAACUGGUGCCGGGUGUAAAAGAUAGAGCUUCAAGGUUGGUCGGAUUCUAAGGACCGUAAAGGAAAAUUAAGAGUUGUUUGAAUACCCAUGUGUUUCCAAAGUGAGAUUUCUUUAAAGAUAGGCCUGUUUGGGUUUGUAAACAGCUCAACCCACAGAUGAAGAAACCCAACAAAAUUAAAUUAAGUAUAAGCUGUAAAUGCCCCCUUUUUACAGGUUACUUGUUUUCCUGUCACGUGUGGUCACAGAAAAUGUAUUUUUACCGGACGAAGCUCCAAACCUCUUAGAGAUAUUCUUCUGUCUGUGGACGAGAACAUUCCUCGCGAAGAAGACCUAACAGAGUUCCAAGACAAAACUUUAGCGGUGAUGAACGACAUCAGGACUGAGCUGGAACAAAUAAUGCAGAGAACAAGAUUCCAGUUUAUCUUCUCCGGAAGUGCGGUGGAAAGAUACGGGAUACCGUUCAUGUUGUCUUAUAAGCCCACAGAUUGUGCCUGUAAUUCAACAUGUCAAACUAAUGCUUUAUACACCGAUCUAGACGUGAUGUUUUGUUCCCUGGCAGACAAAGCGACUUUUUCUGGCGAAGGACACAUUCUUGUCGAACCUUUCGUAACGGAUGAUGCUGGUUUUACUGGCUACGCUAAGCUAACUUCUCUCACUCCUGGCUAUCAAGGAAGCUGUGUCAGUUCAAAACUCAUCAGAGAUCAAGCCAAAGUUGCUGUAGAAAAUACGCGUGUAUCAAAUCUCCCUGGUGUGCCAUGCUGUUGUGGAAUGUACGAUGCUACACCUAAAAUUCAGCUACAUUGCAAGGGACCAGCGAUGAAGAUCAGCAUUAAACCCCUCUUCGAGGCAGACGUAACUCUUUGCUUUCACUGUACCGAGUGGCCUACGUUAAGUGACUGGCCUUCUCGACCGAGGUACUGA
Porites lobata is the source of this 1698-nucleotide messenger RNA. The record is from the annotation of a GenBank genome assembly. Lineage: Eukaryota; Metazoa; Cnidaria; Anthozoa; Scleractinia; Poritidae.